Molecule: messenger RNA, 1352 nt
Organism: Cyprinodon variegatus (sheepshead minnow)
Lineage: Eukaryota; Metazoa; Chordata; Actinopteri; Cyprinodontiformes; Cyprinodontidae
Product: basic helix-loop-helix transcription factor scleraxis-like
Exons: 2
Coding region: 86-604 (172 amino acids)
Biological process (GO): regulation of transcription by RNA polymerase II; developmental process
Molecular function (GO): RNA polymerase II transcription regulatory region sequence-specific DNA binding; protein dimerization activity; DNA-binding transcription factor activity, RNA polymerase II-specific
Source: RefSeq, a predicted model, not a curated record
CUGCUGCCCCCCCGCCCCCGGCUCUAUUUUCACCGCCGGAUAAAGUGCCGCAGCUCGCCGGGAUUCAGCGCAGAGCAGCGGCAGGAUGAAGUCCCGCGCAGAGCUGGAGAGCGACACGGAGAGCUCCGAUGGGGAGUCCACGGGCGACUACAGCCCGCACAGGGAGCCCGGGGAGCGGCUGGCGAAGAGCGGCUGCCCGGAGGCGGCGAGCAGGAGGAGGCGGAGGAGGAGCGGCAGAGACGCGCGGCUUUCCGGUGUUAGCAGACAGAGGCAGGCGGCGAACGCGCGGGAGCGCGACAGAACGCACAGCGUGAACACCGCGUUCACCGCGCUGCGCACCCUGAUCCCCACCGAGCCCGCAGACAGGAAGCUGUCCAAGAUAGAGACGCUGCGCCUGGCCUCCAGCUACAUCUCCCAUCUGGCCAACGUGCUGCUGCUGGGGGAGGACUGCAGGGACGGACAGCCCUGCCUCCGCUACCAGGACAGGAUCCUGCACGGCCCCCCCGCGCUCAGCGCGCCCCCCCUGCGGCCCAUCUGCACCUUCUGCCUCAGCAACCAGAGGAAACAGCUCAAAGAUGUUGGGAAGCACUCAUCAUCUGUGUGAAACGCAGCGGCCCCACACUGACAUGGACUCCUCCAGGAUGUUUACUCUCUAAACUUUGUAAAUAAAUAUUUAUUUAUUUAAAACAGACUCCAGGACAAAGGAGACUAACAGUCGAGCACUUUCUCUCCAGCUUGCUGUGUUUCUGAACCUCAGUGUUUUGACUGAGGUGUAACCUGAGCCGGUUUGUGCAGCUGCACCUGACGUGGGGCUAUUUUGGUCUCCACCGAUAGUACAACCUACCCCCCCCCCUCCCUCCCACACGUAGCUCCUAAAAAACAGCCUGGUCACCUUCAGUGCAGUGGUUGCUGUCAGUUUACAAGUAGCUGCCUUCAGCAUUAAAAGGACCUCGAGGAACCUACUGCCUGUAGUGGUGGACAUCAGGAACUGCAGCACCACCUGCAGAAACAUGACGAGCAAUUUGCACAACAGCCUCAGAGCUUUGACUCCCCAUCAGCUGGAGAUCUCAACAUACCUGAUAAAGUCUUGGAAACAUUCAAAUCCAAACAUAUUGGAGCCCGACUUCAGCAAUCCGAUCAACACAGUUCUCCAACUUCUAACCAGAGAGGAACUUGAGGUAAAGCUUUUUCACAAAGGAUUUACCAACAGCAUUGGCACAAACAUCCCCCCAGCUUUAAUUAUGUGUUUACCAUAAGAAACCAGUAAACAGCCCUGUUGUCUUGCAGAAGGAAGAUGCUGGAAUAUUGGUGUGUGGAGAUUUCAUAAACAAAAGUUGCCUACAGUAACUCCA